Python bivittatus (Burmese python) is the source of this 4185-nucleotide messenger RNA. It is a transcript of the gene SSPN, whose product is annotated as sarcospan. NCBI's taxonomy places the organism in Eukaryota, Metazoa, Chordata, Lepidosauria, Squamata, Pythonidae. Gene Ontology annotation, cellular component: sarcolemma; dystrophin-associated glycoprotein complex. The record is from RefSeq and is a predicted model, not a curated record.
GCGGAGGGACGAGGCAGGCAGGCAGCGGCGCGCGUGGCGGGCGAAGGCUGCCCGCGGGCGAUCGCAACCCAGCACCUUCAACCCCCAGGCGCAGCUCGAACGCCCGGCGGCGCAGCCUCUCCUGCCCAAGAGUUCGUCAGGAUGAGACCGAAAGAGAAGCCCGCUCCGAGCCCCCCUGGAAAAGAGAAAGGCGGCGCCUCUGGCAAGGAGACAGCAGCAGCCACGGACCAGAAGAGCUGCCCCGGCGAUGCCAAGGCGGGCCAGGAAGAGGACGUCCACACGUGCUGUGGCUGCCGUUUCCCGUUGCUGGUGGCUUUGCUGCAACUGGUUCUAGGCGUCUCUAUCACAGUCUUGGCCUUCUUGAUGGCCGAGUUCAGCCCUUCGCUGCUACUCAGGGAGACUCCAUAUUGGGCUGGCACGCUUGUCUGUGUGGUUGCCAUCACUGGAUUUGUGAUGCUUUGUAUUUCUUACCAGCCGGAUGAGAAGACCUGCAUUCAGUUCGUCAUCAAGGUCGCCUACUUCAUCCUGAGUGCCUUGAGUCUGAACGUCUGUGUGUUAGCCAUGGCUUUUGCUGCCUAUUGCUAUUCUCAGAUCAUCCAGUUCACCUGUGAACCCAUCUCUGAAUCAGUUUGCCACUGCAAACUAGACACAACGGAUCCCCUCAGCAGAACCUUCACAUACCAGAGUGACUGCAGCUUCAUCACCCAGACCUUCUACCUUUUCUUGCUGGUCCAGCUCAUCCUUAACCUCCUUGCGGCCAUAAUGGGAUUUGCGGCAUGUUUUGUGAUGUGGAAAGAUAGAUAUCAAGUAUUUUAUGUAGGUACCCGGAUGCAGUCACGAACAACCCCAGGAGGCCAACAACAGAAAGUAUAAGGAAAGAGUAGAAGGGUCUCAAGAAAAGCCACAAAAUAUGCCUUUCUCCAAAAGGGGUGACUCUUUUUAAAACAGGAGAGGAAGAGAGACAAGAAACAUCUGGAUAUAUGUGUUCAUAUAUAUCAAGAGAACUAUAUUAUGAUGCAUUUCUAUGAAAAUCGUUGCCAAACCUUCUUGCCACAGACCCCCAAUGUGCCACAGAAUUAAGCAUCCUGCAAUUUUGGUGCUAGAGCAGGACUGUGAGCAUUCCCUGGAAGUGCAUUGGGAAGACAUUGAAAAGGAGAUGUCACCUCUCAGCAUUCUCUUGCACAUUCCCACUUCUUGCAUUUUGGGGUAGCUAGUGUGCCUAAAUUCCAAUUUAAGAUACAGUUAGAACCAGAUUAGGGUGGUCAUGAUUUAGUCCAAUGCAUUUCCUUCUAGGGAAGAGCAGUAGAUCACAGAGGUAAAUGUGGCCCGCACUACACUAAAUGAAAUGGAAUAUAAUAUGGGGACCAAAGGCAAGUAGAUGCAGAAAAAAAAUUAAGGCCCCGUGUUUCUAGAAAUCCUUUCCUCUCUAAUAUACUUUGUGUGAAUACACAUGUGCACACACAACCACACAUGAUUUUAGAUUCAUAAGACUGCAAAGAAAACACCCCAGUUUUCUUAACAGGUUGGUUGUUUGGUUUUCUUGCAUGGGUUGUUUUGAAUAACAUGCAUAUGUUGCUGAGAGCAAAUUUCAUGAUUAGCUGCCAGGGCUUUGCAAGCUUCAGACCUCACAUGUGCAGGGCAUCUCUUUUCUGUUCAUUACAGCAGCCCAAUUUUUUUCAGGCUUCUGUGCAAGUCUGAAAAAAAGAAGAUGCUGCUUUAAAGAGUUGCAUUAAGGGUGGACUUUUUGAAGCAGCUGCAUCUUCUUUUCAGGCAGAGGCUUAAAACAUGUCAGAGAGUGUUCAUGUGGGUUCUGGAGUGCUUCUUCUGAAUCAUUCUUGAAGUGUGUGCAGUCCUGUUAUAUCCAAUAAUAGACAUGCCAUCCUGAUGUGUUUGACUACUAUUGUACAUAGCCACACCAUCUGCUCCUCCACCCAGGAGGAGAUUAUAUUCUGCUAUUGCUAGUCAUAUAAUCCAGCUCUGUCAUUUGUAAUUAAUAAUAACACUGACCUAAAAUAAGGACACACAAGGAGCUCUUUUAAAUCAGAUCAUCUUUCCUAGUCCAACAUCCCAAUAAUGGUCAACCAGAUAUCCUGAAGAGGUUUACAAGCAGGACAUGAAGGCAACAGUCAUCUCCUUUGGCUGAUGUUCACCGACAGCCAGCGUUCAGAGGCCUCCCAUUCUGAAUCUGGCAUAUAAUCUUCAUAUCUAGCAAUCACUGACAGUUUUAUCUGCCAGCAUCUCUCCUUAAAGACUUAGCCUAAUACCUAAUAUAAUUUGAGGUACAUAUUGAAAUCUUGUUCUCUAGUUUCAAUCUCUGAUAACUGAAGUCCAGGCAAUCACCCCAGAUUCUCCUGUUAUGCGAGAGGACAGAGUUGCUCUGUCCCUUUGUCCAUACCAUAGAUAAUUUUAUGAAAUAGCAUGUUGCCUCAUUUGCUUGUCUUCCUUCUAUGCUACCAAGACCUCCUAAUUUCUCUUUAUAAGCCUUUCCAGCUUCACACACAUCAUCAGUAGAGCUCUCUGGCCAGAUAUGCAACACAGCACAACAGUUGAGGGUUCAUAAGCUUAGCUGGUGAGGGAGCAGGCAUCUUCCCUGGAUGCACACCUCCAUGUUAUCUAAGGCAAGCAAAGAGAUAAAUCCAAAAGCAUUGUCUCUCCUCCUCCUCCUAGUUAACAACUUUGUGCACUCUCUUCCUGAAAAUUUCCUCCACUGUCACACCAAGACAUCUUAAAACUUUGUAUCAGUUCGUAUUACAUCACAGGAUGAAAGGCUACAGAAAACAAGGAGAGGCAUCUGUCAUGGGGGCUCAAAUGAUAAAAGGAGGGCUGUCCAUUCUGAUGCAUUCUCAUCUCCAAGGUUGUGUCUUGAAUUUACUUUGAGGAAAAUUCACAUUAAACUUUUUACCAACUUUGUACCUUUCAACACUGUCCCCUGAAAUGUUUGCCUCACUUUGGGAUAACUGUGUUGUGACAAGGGAGCCCAAGGCUCAUGUUUUUGACUUUCUCCACUGCAGAAGCCAUAAACGUCCUCAGCAUCUAAAUCUGCUUAAUCCCAAAUUGCACUCAGUGAGACUUAACACUGUGAUCUUAGUCCCAUUUGACUGGAAACAAGUCCCACUCUUGAUGUCCAUCCUGAAGAAUGAUAAUUAGGUUUGCAGGCUGCCUUCCUACCCAUUUCUAAAGAAGUUCUCUUAACUGUGUUGUGGAUCCAGCUGAGAGGCCUCAUUGUUGACUUCCAUGGUAAACUUUUCCAUCAUGAGGUGUGGCCUUCAAGCUAAGAAGGGUGUAACUGAAACUUGGGACAGUGCAGACAAAUACCAGUUUUCGUAGCUGGAUAUGGAAUAGAAAAGAUGACAAAAGAUGUACCUCAGGAGAACAUGAAACGAGCUGGACUCAGGCAACAAUGCUCUCAAAAAUGCAUCAAGAGUCACACAACCUGUUUUGGGGGUCAGUGCCCCACCAUGCCCCAUCAGCUUUUCUGAACAGGGGAAUCCAAAGAAGAACUUCACUGUCAGAUAACAGGCCCCAAAUCUUCCCCACAAGCCUAAGCCAUAAAACCAAACAAACAUAAUGUUCUGUGCUGCGGGAUCUUCCUGUCGGUGUGACAGCUGAGGGAGGCAGCAGCCUCGCCCUAGCGGCAUUUGCCAGAGAUCACCACCCUUUUGGACUCUGCCUUCACAUGAUCGCCAUUGGCAGCCUGCCCGCUCUGCGUGGGAAGCUCUUUGGAGCUCUGCUUGAAUAGCUGAGUGGCAGUCAAACACCGCGUGUGCCAGCCUUGCUUCUCUCCAACAUAUGAACGCUGUCGAUCUUUCCUUGGAGUGGCUGGAGAGGAUAUUUACCCAUUUGCUUAGAAAAGCUUCGUGCUUUUUGUUCUAUAUUUACAACCAGGCUGUCAGCUUCACCCCUUUCCCUUGCAGCGCCGCCAUUCUCAGUCCUGUCUACAUGCUUCUGUUCGGAAUGUGUUUUUAAAUACUAGUAAGAGGGUGGGAAUGGAGGGGGGUGGAAGGGGGUCCGCUGAGGAACAACCGUUAAAGGCUGCUCAAAUGUAAAAAUGCCUUUCCAAACGCUCUGUUUAUGCUUGUGGCUUUUUAAUUGGUUAUAAUGUUCAUUCUGUGUGUGCAUACAAUAUGCAACUGGCCAAACACUCUCUUCCUUCUCUCUCUCUCUCCCUCUCCUUCCCUCCCUCCC